UAUCAUUAGUAUGGUUAUGUUCAUUAAACGCUAGUGGUUACUAGUGUUUGCACGUGGUCUAUCCAAAUAAUUCUGUUUAUUAUUUGAUAUUCUAUAGUAAUGGGAAAACCAGAAUUCUCAUCUGGAGGCCGAGGCGGCGGUAGAGGAGGACGUGGUGGCUUCGGUGGAGGACGUGGUGGUGGCGGAGGACGCGGUGGUUUCGGCGGUGGCCGGGGAGGAGGAAGAGGAGGAUUUGGUGACCGAAACAGCGGUGGUGGCGGCCGAGGUGGAAGAGGCGGUUUUGGAAAUAAAUCGGGCGGAGGUCGGGGUGGAAGAGGAGGUGGUGGAGGCAGAGGAAGAGGAGGCGGCGGAUUCAAAGGUGGAAAAACUGUUGUUAUUGAACCACACAGACAUGAAGGUGUAUUCAUUGCCAGAGGUAAAGAGGAUGCUUUAGUUACACUUAACCUUGUACCUGGUUCAGAAGUUUACGGAGAAAAGAGAAUAUCUGUUGAGACUGAUGGCAACAAAACAGAAUAUAGAGUAUGGAAUCCUUUUAGAAGUAAAUUAGCAGCUGCUAUUUUAGGUGGAGUGGAUCAAAUACACAUGCCUCCUGGUAGCAAAGUUCUCUACCUAGGUGCUGCUUCAGGAACAACGGUCUCUCAUGUUUCGGAUAUUGUAGGCCCUGAAGGAUUAGUAUAUGCAGUAGAAUUUUCUCAUAGAUCGGGCAGAGAUUUAAUCAACGUUGCCAAAAAGCGAACAAAUAUAAUACCUAUCAUAGAAGAUGCAAGACAUCCUCACAAAUAUAGAAUGUUAGUAGGAAUGGUAGACACUAUAUUUGCAGAUGUAGCUCAACCUGAUCAAGCCAGAAUUGUGGCAUUGAAUGCUCAACAUUUUCUAAAAAAUAAUGGAAACUUUGUAAUUUCAAUAAAAGCCUCUUGUAUAGAUUCAACGGCUCAACCAGAAGCAGUAUUUGCUUCUGAAAUAAAAAAAUUACAAGAAGAUAAGUUGAAACCAAGGGAGCAAAUAACACUUGAACCAUAUGAAAGGGAUCAUGCUGUUGUGGUUGGGGUAUUUAGGCCGCCACCUAAAAUAUAACUUUAAUCUAAACUAUAUAUAUGUAUAUUACAUGAAGAUUUUAUCAUGUUUUUUUUUUUAAUAAAAUUAGACAUAAACAAAGUAAUAAA
This is a messenger RNA of Diorhabda carinulata, 1163 nucleotides long. RefSeq names its product rRNA 2'-O-methyltransferase fibrillarin (gene Fib). NCBI's taxonomy places the organism in Eukaryota, Metazoa, Arthropoda, Insecta, Coleoptera, Chrysomelidae. The record is from RefSeq and is a predicted model, not a curated record. Gene Ontology annotation, cellular component: Cajal body; small-subunit processome; box C/D methylation guide snoRNP complex. Gene Ontology annotation, biological process: rRNA methylation; box C/D sno(s)RNA 3'-end processing. The coding region runs from base 100 to 1074 and encodes 324 amino acids. Gene Ontology annotation, molecular function: histone H2AQ104 methyltransferase activity; rRNA methyltransferase activity; RNA binding. The transcript is spliced from 3 exons.